CCCGCCCGCAGCCUUCCACGUCGCCGUCGCCCCCAAAUUCCAACCCCACCAACUCAGAAUUGAAAAGGCCGUUCCCGUUCCCGACCAUCUCCGGCCAUCCCAGCCUUCGCACACCGCCGCCGCCGCAACCAUCUCUUCCCCGCCGCGCUUGCGAGAUACUCAGCAGAGGCCGCGUGCGUGUAGAUCACCGGGAAAUGGAGCGAGGGCGGGACGGAAGGAACGACCCCUUCGGCGCGGGCGGCCAGUUCGCCGGAUUUGGCGCCGGGGGUUUCGGGCCUCUCGGUGGACCGAUGCCCAGCCUGUUCGGGGGCAGGGAUCCGUUCGACGACCCGUUCUUCACCCAGCCGUUCGGGGGCAGGAUGGGCGGCCCCGGGAUGUUCGGGCCGAUGGGCGGCCCUGGCAUGUUCGGCGCGUUCGGGGCCGGGGACGGGUUCCUCGAGCAAGCUCCUCCUCCGAGGAGCAGCAAUCCCGGAAGGCCUGUCAUAACGGAGAUUGAUGAUGACGAGGAGGAGGACGGGGAACAUGGCGCCCGCCAUGACUCCUAUGUUCAGGAGCCGGAUGAUGGGAUUGAUGGGAUGCAAGGGGGCCAGGUUCAGCUGCGGCGAGACCCCAACAGGGCGAAUGGUGGCGGCGGCCAGCCGCAGUCCCGCACGUUCACGUACCAGAGCUCCUCGGUGACCUACGGCGGUAUUAAUGGAGCCUACUACACUGCUUCCAAGACCCGGAGGAGCGGCCGUGAUGGAAUCACUGUGGAAGAAAGCAAGGAAGCAGACACAACAACUAAAGAGGCUACUCAUAGGAUCUCCAGAGGAAUUCAUGAUAAGGGACACUCGGUAACAAAGAAACUGAAAUCAGACGGGAAGGUGGACAGUACACAGAUAUUGCACAAUCUAAAUGAAGAUGAGUUACCAGGGUUUGAGGAAUCAUGGAGGGGAAAUGCUGGACAUCAGUUACCAGGAUGGAACCAAAAUGCUGGGAUAUCCAAUGGUGAUAACUCUGGUAGCCGACAUGUCGAUGGUGGCAGGCAGCCUGCACAGAGUUGGGCGCUCCCGGGAAUGCAGCAACUCCAGGAUCCUAGGAGGAGGGACAACGGGAGGCCGAAGUCAUCACGAAUCAUUCCAAUCUCCUGAAGAGAGAGCCAACGACGCCUGAUGUGCGGGCCAAAAUUACGUUCAUCGCCCAAUAUCUUGAAGAAAUGAUGCCCAGUAUCCACUGAGUAGAUGAAUAAAGUACUGCCGAUUGGCGCAAGCAGUUCAGAGUAUAGAACUACUAAACACAAGGUCGUGGAGGCCUGGUGGUCCGAGUGUGAUCUACUAGGUGCUAUCCUUUGUUUGUGGCCUGGACCGUGAAUACAUUAUCGAGUCUAUGUAUUACAGUCUGGUCUCUAUACCUGUAUUAGAUUCACUGUCUAGUAUUGUUUGAAUUCCUGAA
Messenger RNA from Lolium perenne, 1431 nucleotides. RefSeq lists its product as uncharacterized. NCBI's taxonomy places the organism in Eukaryota, Viridiplantae, Streptophyta, Magnoliopsida, Poales, Poaceae. The record is from RefSeq and is a predicted model, not a curated record.